UUUUGUGGAUCAAGUUCUUCUCAAACGUAAGUCAACAAUUCCAGCUGUUGUCAUUCCUCAGUCCUGAAUAAACCUAGUUGAUUUCACUAGUUUUUGACCCAUCAUGUGCUUGGGUUUCUUCUCCCCAGUCCCUGUUUGAACUUUUCUGCCGCAAAUGUCGGCAUGGUGGUGGUAACUGCCAUACAUUUGCCCCAUGACAGGGCAGAGAUGAAAAUCAACCAGGAAUUGCGCUCCCAGCUGGCAGAGAGCCAACAGCAGUUCGAAGACCUCAAGGAGAAAUUUCUUAUAAGUCAAGCUACUGCCUACUCUCUGGCUAAACAACUGAAGAAAUACAAGCGUGAAGAGGACAAAGACAUCAUAGACUCUGUGCUGAGGAAUGAAGUGCAGUUCAUAGAGGAGAAGCUGGCAGAGAAGCUCAGGCAAGCUGAGGAGCUCAGGCAAUAUAAAGCCCUGGUUCACUCUCAGGCAAAAGAGCUGACCCAGUUACGGGAGAAGUUACGGGAAGGGAGAGAUGCCUCCCGCUCACUGAAUCAACAUUUCAAGGCCCUUCUCACUCCUGAUGACCCUAACAAGUCCCAGGGUCAGGACCUCCGAGAGCAGCUGGCUGAGGGGCACAGGCUGGCAGAGCGUCUUGUCAACAAGCUCAGCCCAGCUAAGGAUGAAGAUGUUACAGAUGAGGAGACUGAGAACAUACAGGAAUCACCUGCUCCCAGGGAGGUGCAGAAGGCUGAGGAAAAGGAAGUCCCUCAGGAUUCACUGGAGGAAUGUGCUGCCACUUGCUCAAAUAGCUACGGCGCUUCUGACUUCAACCAGCCUCACAGGAGUGCCAAAGUCACAUUUGAGGGAGACAAAGUCGACUCUGCUCUGGUUGUAGACAGUGAAUGCACUCAGGAUGAAGGGGAGGAAGCUCUAAACAUUCUCCCAGGUAGCCUGUAUAUUCUUUAUCCCUCGUACCUCUGUCUAGGCCGAGGAAGAUCAAUUCUGAGGAUGGGCUGUAUACAUACACAUUGGUUUGAAUCAGAAACUAGGAUGAAGCUGGGGGCAGUGCCUCACAUCUGUAAUUUCAGCACUUUGGGAGAAACCAAAAUGAUCAUUAGGAAGAGGAAGGAAAAGUGCCAGUGCCCCCCAGAUUCAAGAACCUGUAUUCAUUUGGCCUCUGAUGCUAAUGUCAACAAACUGUAUGCAGAAGUGCUGAAUGCACUGUGUCCUGGCAGUUUCCCACAGGGAUCCUCCAUCUCCUUCCUCCCCAGCUCAUUGUCUGCCCAGUGCACUGAGCACCUGCCGCUCUGUCUCCUGCUCGAGACAGGGAAGGAUGGUUAUGUCUUUCUGAGGGGACUGCUGAGCCGGGAGCUGCCAAAGGUAAAGGAACAGGAAGUCCCAGAGGACUCCUUGGAUGAAAUUUACUUGACUCCUUCAGUUCACCAUGACCUGUCUGACUGCCACCAGCCUUAUAGCAGCACCUUGUCUUCAUUGGAUGAUCAGCUCACAUACUCUGCUCUGGAUGUAGCCUCUCCCACCCAGGAGGCCUGUGCCCAAGGGACUUGCAGUGGAGACUGGAGCUACCGCUUGGCAGAGGUGCAGGCUUCACAGACACAGCUGGAGCCAAGCACCCUGAUGACCAGUUGUCUGCAACUACAGCUGGAUCAAGGGUUCGACUGCGGGAAUGGCUUAGCCAGGCUGGGCCUUUCCUCCACCACCUGCAGCUUCACAGCCAAUGCUGAUUCUGGGACCCAAUGUCCCUUUCAAGAGCUGGUUUUAGAGCCCUCUGCUGGGAUGAAGAACCCUCCGCAGCUGGAAGACGAUGCACUUGAAGGCUCAGCAGACAACACACAAGGGCGUCAAGUCAUUGGCCAUAUUAAGCACUCAAGUGUCCUGAAACCAAAGAGUAUUAAAAGAAAACUCCUGUUCAGCAAGUGGAUUCCCUGGCUUUCACGCUUAGGGUGCAGAGGUAAUCACAUCUAUGACUCUUAGCUGCACUCACUUCUUAUUUCUCUCUGUCUCUGGUGGCAGCUUAUUCUCCCAUUG
Molecule: messenger RNA, 2025 nt
Organism: Sapajus apella (tufted capuchin)
Lineage: Eukaryota; Metazoa; Chordata; Mammalia; Primates; Cebidae
Product: neuroblastoma breakpoint family member 4-like
Exons: 10
Coding region: 163-1971 (602 amino acids)
Source: RefSeq, a predicted model, not a curated record